Molecule: messenger RNA, 2757 nt
Organism: Fusarium verticillioides 7600
Lineage: Eukaryota; Fungi; Ascomycota; Sordariomycetes; Hypocreales; Nectriaceae
Exons: 2
Coding region: 1-2757 (918 amino acids)
Source: RefSeq, a predicted model, not a curated record
AUGAACAUCUUUAACAAAGCUAUUCGCCGCCGCCGCAAUCGGUCGGAUUAUGAUGUCGACCUAUUGAGUGCUACCUUCGGCCUCCCAUUUCUGCGUGGUAAUGGAUCUGGAAAUACCAGCGCUCGCCGUAUAGCAAUCGACUGCGUAUCCGAAUCUGAAUCUGAUUCCGAAUGCGGCGAUGGCAGUGAAGUCGGCUCCGAGGGCGUGUCUUCUUUGUCUUCUGAGGAUGAUCGAGGAGGGCGUGAGCAACGUGGCUAUGAUACACCCGAAAGAGUCUCUAUGUCCCGCCCACUUCCUCAUUCAUCUCCUCAUCCUUCCAAGAGAUCACCCAAGAGAAAGAAACACCACCGUCGACACCUCGCCAAGUCAUCACCUCGCUCAAGUACCCGGAAAUCAUCUCGUCGACGGGGAUCUCGCUCGAGUUCUCGAAGAUCGACCGCCGAGAUCAUGAACAGUCAGCAACAGCCUGUUUCUCAUGUAACGCCUUCUGCGACAUUUCCCCCUCAAUUUCCCCUUCCUUUGUCGAAGCAACAGUGUAAUAUUGUACAAUCUUCAUCAUUUCCUAUUCCUUCUUUGAGCCAGCCUCUCAGGGUCCCAGUAUGUCAACCUUUCCCUCAGCAACCAGUGUAUUAUCAUCACCAGAUCAACUACGUUCCGCACCAACCAUCUCCCCUGAUGCAAGUUCAUCCAGCUCAAUAUAUUGCGCCUAUUGCCCAGCCUGCCGCAGCACGAGCUCCUGUCUCAGAUCAGGCACCAGCGAUCUCCAUGCCUCCAGCAGGUUUCAGAAACAUCUUGAACUCAGCAGGGGAUGGGAGUAACCGCUACCAAAAGCCUGGCAAUCAGGGAGACACCAAGGCUUCCGGCCCGUUGACAAACGAAGUGCAACGCCUACAGAAGCAUAUUGAAGCCAAGAUGGCGGAUUUGGCCGAGGAGCCCAACAGCAGAAUCUUGCGUCGCGACCUCCGCCGCCUUCAAGACAGACUGAACCUUGCCCUCAACAAGGCUAUCACAGCGAGCAGAAAGUCUCACGCGAGACAAGUAUCGCUCUCCACUUUCAGCAGCUUUUCUCAACCGGCCCCUGAUAGUCAUAAAACUGCACAAGAAAAAGACUUUCAGCAGAGCCGGAAGCGAGAGCAAUGUGGCCAACGAGAUGUGAGUCCUCAGCGCAUCGAACGCCAUCACGUUUGCACGGAGUGUGGAAACACUCGGUCAGCGCUUUACCACAAGAGGUUUCCUGUUGGCCCAGGACCAUCCACUAAGAUUAAUCUCUGCGAAAGCUGCCGAGAGAUGGAAUACAAACGAGGUGUCAUUCGUCAAUACCACUUCUGUUCCAAUUGUGGAAGCGCGAGGUCCAAGGCAUUUCAUGCCCAGCACCCAGUCUUUCCGGGAGAGCCAAUCUUCACAAACUAUUGCGAUGCCUGUGUGCUGGAGUUCCACUACAAUGGAAGUCUGCCAGACGACUCUGUAAUUGGACUGGCCCCCAGACUGAAGGACCACAUAGCCAGGCGAGCUGCCAUUAAGAAGGAAGAUGACAUGGAUUCUCUGACUGUAAAUCGCCAUCGGAAUCGUAAGAAAGGAGAACGGAAUGUCUCCAUUGACCAGAACGAGGCCACCGAGUACGAGAAAGUGGCUUCUACAGUCGAGAAGGUCCGUGGAAGGUGUCCUGAACCACGAGAGGCCAGAGGCACUGUCAUUUCCCCGGAGUCUUCUUACUGUCCCUUGAGAAAUACAGGGUCUUCCGGCCGCCGAGCAGAGCGGAAGUCAUCGAGAGAAACCAACACUGAUCCUCCUCCUCCCCCUCAGAAGGAAAGCGAAAAGCGUCCUCGGAAUUACCAGGCACCAUAUGUUGAAGACUCGGUUUCGACGGCUCACUCUAAAGGAGAUAUGCACAUUAAUAGCCACGAAGGCGAAAUGGCUGGCCAGAAGUCUGCGAACAAGGUUUACGAGCCAUGGAAAACUCUUCCGCAUGACUUUGUCCUCAAGUCCGCAAUGGCCAGUGAUCGCUCGUCUUCAGACGGCUCCGGAAAAAUUCGAAAUGCCACAGAAAAAGAACCGUGUCGACAGCGCGGGAAGUCUCUUGACUCUGAACGAUCUGACCCGAGCUCCUCCAAGUCAUGCGGUAGUAAGACUGUGAGAUUCAAGAAGUCUGUUGAUGUUCGUACUCCCUUUACUUACGAGGGGAAUACUGAGUUCUCGGAGCCUGAGUCUCCCACCAGAAUGAGGCUGCCAGGAUCUCCUCUCAUCUCACGCCAGAAACCAUCAUAUUACAACAGCUAUUCUCCUGAAAGAAAGGCCACAGACAAGUACCUUCAUCCUCACUAUGGCCAAACUUCGAGGAAUAGUUCUGUACCCAAGCACGAAAACUUGCGGACACCAGACGACUUUCAGCCAGGAGCACCUUCGAAGGGCUACUCCCAGGGUGCUUUCAGCAAAGAUUUUGAUAACGGCGCAGACUGGGAUUCCUUUCGAAGUCCUGCGUACUCAUGCGUAGAGCAGUAUGCAGAUGACAGCCCCCUGCCUGAACGUCAUGAGACAGACGAAGGAUUCCAGGCGCCCAUCCCCAAGUUUCACGACUACAGCUACCAUGAUCAGUGUAUGGAGUCCACCGCCUCUCUCCCAUCCCGUACAUCUUCAGGGAGCGUGUUUUCGUCCUUCUUCAAGAAGAAAAAGAACAAGUCAUCUUCUGUUCCCCCAGGCGUUCGAGCAGGCUCAUACCCACCAAGUCACAACUUUAACGAGACUGCCAGAGACAAUUAG